This is a messenger RNA of Trypanosoma theileri, 2796 nucleotides long. RefSeq lists its product as uncharacterized. Bases 1 to 2796 code for a protein of 931 amino acids. The record is from RefSeq and is a predicted model, not a curated record. Lineage: Eukaryota; Euglenozoa; Kinetoplastea; Trypanosomatida; Trypanosomatidae. The transcript has a single exon.
AUGUUUCUACGAGGACGAAGGUCGAAACUUGCCAAGUUGCUGCUAAUUAUUCUAUUGCUUUACAGUACAGCAUUCUUAAUGCUGUUAUCACAAAGUCGUGGCCUUAACAACGACACAGUGGAAAAACUGCUGCCUCGUCAAAGAGAAAAAGAUAUUGCCCAUGAUUUUUCUGAUCACAAAAAAGAAAAACAUACAGAGGACACUACUCCCAAACCCCACGGAGAAAGUGGCUCUGCAGAGGAAUUAAAGGGUCGUGACAUUCUGGCUCUGCAAAAUGAACUUCUCCGUAACUCCGAUAGUCGUCGCCUACGUGCCGUAUUGAGUCAAACUUUUACUUCAAUUGAUGGAAAGAAUGCGAGGACUCUCAGCGGGUUCCUCACACGGUUUUACGAUGCGGAUAAAGUAAUCCGCUCGGAUGGUCGCAUGAAUGCACCGCAGCUGCUGGAGUACUACAACCAAACGGCUAAACGUAACACUGCAAGACUGCGUUCUUAUGAUGGAAUUAUUGAUAUGGACAAUAAAGGAUUAUCUGAAGUGGAUCGUGUUGGGUCUAUAGAUGAAAUACUUUUGUUGAUCUUUAAUGAUUGGGACUACAAGGCAGAUAAGUAUCUCGAUAUUUUACAAACAAUGGCUCUUGAACUACAAAUGUUUGAAAAUUGCCCAAUGGAGGAUAUUCCCGAUACAGUUUUGAAUCGUGUGGUUAAAAUGAGUGAUUCUCCAUCACGUGUUGCUUCUCUCCGUCGCGAGGCGUUUAAAGAUAUUUUCAAGAUUGAUGAAAGUACACCUCUUCAAGCAUCUUCAGAUCAUUACCUCUUCCUAUGGCCCAAACCGACAGAUUCUGCACCCCCAGCACAUAUCAUUGCCGCUAUUCGACCAGUAGACUUUGACGGUGGUUCUCUUUUUGGAAGUAAUACAAUCCAAGACACAUUUCAAUCACCCUCCUUAUUCUUUUAUAGAAAAGGUAUGCGGAAAAUUCAGCCCUAUAAAGGUCAUGCUUCUCUGAAGCAUGUGAGUGAUUUUGUUAUUGCAAACAGUAAUUCCAAUUUUCAACUAACGUCUUUUGAUGAUCUGCACACCGUACUUGGGCGUUUUGAUCAACUUGCACUUAUUAUCUGUAAAGGGGCAGAUUAUAAUGCGGGUCGUUUCUCUUCUCCAUUACGAGACAUACUCUUUAAUGAAACCACUGAAUUGCGACAGAUGUUGGGAGCUGUGCGUCCAACAUUUUUUGUGCAAGAAGAGUUAUUUGAAACGAAGGGACCAGUGGACUGGAAUGCACCAGUUGUUAUUCGUAAAGAACAACUAAAACCGGAUUCUCUGAGUUUUAUGGGAACAAAUAGAAGAAACGGUUUGCCAGCGGAUUUUAUUGAGCGACUCGACUUGCUGCCAAUCCAAGACACCGUGCGAGUUGUAGUUCUAGAUAGAAUGUCAUUGUUAACAAAUGGAGAAAGGAGUAGAUCUCUUUCAGACUUUGUUGCUCAGGUUCUCCACUUUCCUGCCCCAAGCAAGAAAACGGAUCAUUCAAUGUGGAGUAACUCCUUUGGUAUGCGAAUUGUUGAUUUUGUGAGGGAUGGGGGUUCUAUCUCACCAUCUCUCAUUCGUGUGACGGGUUGGGAUUUGCAAAAAGUGUAUGAAAAACACUUUGGUCAGUCCUACGGCGACGUACAUAAGCGGGCACAACGUUUAUCUUUAAGAAUGCCAAAGAAAGAAGAUGAUAAACGACUUUUGGUUCUAAUUGUGCUUCGGAGAGAGAGUGAAGGUGCUGAAAAUAAUUGUGAAAAGGCCGCAUUUACUGCAGCGCACGCAAGUAUGGAGGACUCGCGUAUUAAAUAUGUAACAGCUGCUGUUGAUGAGGCACCCGCCCUAAUAGAGGAGUUACGCUUCUCUGUAUGGCGGUAUUCUAAAGAAGAAAGUGCAAAAUACUGCGAAGUAUACACAUUUGAUGCUAAUGGUGCGGUGCGGGCGAUAGAUAUUACCGCACAAGAGCUUGAUGCUACGAAGAGUAACUGGAUAAAUUAUUUCUUCAAAGAAACAGAUAUUCAAGAAGGAAAUGGGGAUAUGCUUUCUAUUGCACAUCCUAUACUUCAAGAGUUGCGUGAUGCCACCGCAGAACUGCGAAAUGAUAUGCAUAAAGUUACUUUACCAAUACCUUAUAUGACUUUUCGCAGUUCUCUUUAUGGAACCUCCGAUCGGUUUGCUCCGUGGUUUCUGUGGCUCCCACCACUUGAGACGGUACCACUCCUUGUUCAUGUACAAAAAGAGAAACACACAGAAACUUCGAAAGGACUUUCUCUUCUUUUAAUACAUGAUAGUUCCUGCGGAGCAUCGACCAAUACCCUCAAGGCAUUUCGAUUAUUUGCAGAGUGUGAAAAAUAUGGAUCCUUACCUGUACCAAUCGAUGUAGUGGAGUUUGACCUUUCAGAGAGUUACAUCACGUCAGAUAAAAAUGGACAGUUGCUGCGUUGGAAUGAUACAGAUAUCAGUAAAACGCGUCGCUCUGCACUUUAUGAACGUCUCAAGCCAUAUUUAAAGAAUCCCGCUCGGUUAAAACCUCCACAACUCCUUGUAUUGAAUAACACACAUGUUGUCAGUACACUUGGGGUUGUGCCAUCAUAUGAAAUAGAUAAUAAACCAAAGAAGGGGGAUUUAAAUAAUGAUCAUGUAUGGAAACUCUCCCGUUUUGUGAGCCAUAUGGAUCAGCGUUUGAAUGCGGGGUCCCUCUAUGCUUGUAUGAAUCGAGCGAUGCAACCAGAAAAAACCAGUCGACAGCAGUACCGUUCUUCCUUAAAAAAGAAAUGA